UAAGGUAAAAUGCAUGCACAACCACCGAGACACGAGAAUAACACUCAUGCUGGCCCUCCUGUGCUUUGGCCUUCACUCCCCCGUUUGUUUGAGUGUUUGCUGUGUCUUUCAGGGGUUGCGUACGUAACCACGGUAACAUGAAGCAGGAUGUGACAUCCGGUACCCCGCUCGGCCAGCCAGUCAACAGGUGCAUUGACGCCAGAGAACCAAACAAGCCAUAUCCUUAGAGCGAGCUAAUGUCCAGUUGUCUCCAAACGUCACUUUUGCAUUUUGCCAAGCAUGCAGGAUCUCUUAACACACGUCCUUCGAAACAUUGGUUUUCUGGAAGUUGAUGUCCUAACCUGAGGGAAACAGCUGCGCAGGGUGCGCGCGGGGGAAAUGAUGCCCUUGUGGAAUCACCGCUUCGCGGGACACAAUGCGCGCAAUCCAUGUGGCCUUACAAAAAAGCACCCGGAAAAAGGGGGAUCUCCACCCCGAAAUAAGUGCCCAAUGCUCGCACCUCUGGCCCCAGCUGUAAUGGGGCCAGGGGUCAGUGUGAGCAACAAGGCAAAUGAUUGUUACGGCCAGCACAUUAUGAUUGGCGGCUGUGCGCCAAGGCGAAAUGGAUACCACACGAGGCACGCCGAGGGCUCUCCAGUGCGCCCCCGCCUUGUCACCAUAAUUAAGCCUAACGAGGACGGGGUUAUCAGGAAGAUCUCACUGCUCCUCAACCGCAGGGCCGUGGUGUCGUUUGAGCAGCUGCUAAGUGACGUGUCUGAGGCUUUGGGGUUUCCCUCCUGGAAUAACGAGCGCGUGCGGCACCUGUUCACGCCGGCCGGACAGUCGGUCAUCAGCCUCUCCCAGUUUUUCCACGCGGAUGAUGCGUUUCUGGCUGUGGGACGCACGCGACCUUCCGUCAUCAGCCUGCAGAUGGCGUUGGAGGAGCUGUUCCCGGACUGCCCGGGUUAUUGCGACGAGCUGCUGCGACGGUGGCAGCGGAGCAUGAGGCCCAAGGCGAGCAAGGCCGACAGCGGUUUCCAUGAUGUCAGCCCCAAGGAGCACAACAACAAUAACAGCCACUCCCUGAACGACACGCCGUCAGUCAGACCCAACAACCUCCAACCUCUCUAUAACAAACAACAGGAGAGAGACUUGAAGGAGGAGCAGAGGAGAGACAGAGAGAGGAGGACGAGGAGGAGAGCAGAAAAGCUGGUACCAGAGGGAUACCAGGUGAAGGCGAAUGAGCAGUCUGACCACCGGUUACCUUUAUUACCUGGGAGGCCUGGUGAGCCAAGAGAACAGGGGCACAGACAAACAAAAAACAAAGGUGCACACACGGGACCAGGUUCACAUCCCAAACCCGCUGGCCCAAAAAGCAAAAAGGCCAUUAACACCCUCCACACAAACGUGCCCCAACCCGCACAGGUCACAAAGUUACAGGAAAUUACAUCACACGAGACACCUAAGCAGACACCACCAGAGCCGUCGCGGCAGGACGCACCAGAGCUGCCGGACGGAGACGCCGUGGUCACGCAGGUGGACAUCGAGCGCUUCUAUGACAUCGGGCGCGUAGUGGGCGACGGCAACUUUGCGGUGGUGCACAUGUGCGUAGAGCGCAGGACGGGCCUGACGCGCGCCAUGAAAGUCGUGGACAGGGCCAAGUUGCAGGGCCGGGAACACAUGAUCCACAAUGAGGUCUCCCUGCUGGCCAGUCUGAAGCAUCCCAGGGUGGUGCAACUGCUGCGGUGCCACCACACCAGCACACACAUCUACCUGAUCAUGGAGCUGGCGUCCGAGGGGGACCUGUUUGAUGCCAUCGUGUCCAGCGUCAAGUUUAGUGAGGGCAGCGCGGCGGGCAUGCUGAAGGACAUCAGCGACGCCCUGCACUUCAUCCACAGCAGGAGCAUCGUGCACCGAGACAUCAAGCCCGAAAACCUGCUGGUGCAUCGGCAUGACGGCACUGUCAACCUGAAGCUGGCUGACUUUGGGCUGGCCCUGGUGGUCACGGAGCCCCUCUUCACUGUCUGCGGCACACCUACCUAUGUGGCACCGGAGAUACUGGCAGAGACAGGCUACGGUAUAGCAGUUGAUGUGUGGGCCAUGGGAGUGAUUCUAUACAUCCUGCUCUGUGGAUUCCCUCCGUUUCGCAGUACGGACCGCAAUCAAGUGGAGCUGUUCAAACUGAUCCAGGCCGGAGACCUUCAGUUCCCUUCGCCAUACUGGGACGAGAUCUCAGAGGAUGUUAAGGACCUGAUUCAAGGUCUACUCCAGGUGGACCCAAAGCAGCGUCUAACAGCCCAGCAGGCCCUUCAGCAUGGCUGGAUCCAGAGUGACGGUAAAGCCCCAGACGACAGCAACACGCAUCAGACACCCCAUGUGGCAGUCAGAGACAGCAGCAACCUCACAGAGAGCACCGAGGGGAAACACAAACUUCCACGGACAAGCACCCCCUACAGGCAGGGCAUCAGGCCCGCCAAGUCACCUGAGGCUGCUGCUGGACUCCAGAGAGACAACAGCACAGAUAAGAUGACAGAAGACGAGGGCACAUCUGUGAGGAUGAAGGAGUCCAGUACGGACCAGACGAAUCAACACAGCUCGGUACUGAGUCCAGAAGAAGAGAAAAAAACAGACAUGGAGACAAGCGAUGUGCUAACCUCAUGAGAAAUACACAGGUGCUUCUCAAUGAAUUAGAAUAUUAAAGGGAAAGUUCUUUUAUACAAUAUUAAGAUUAACAUUACUGUACG
Messenger RNA from Engraulis encrasicolus (European anchovy), 2723 nucleotides. RefSeq names its product doublecortin-like kinase 3 (gene dclk3). Lineage: Eukaryota; Metazoa; Chordata; Actinopteri; Clupeiformes; Engraulidae. The transcript has 6 exons. The coding region runs from base 379 to 2640 and encodes 753 amino acids. Gene Ontology annotation, molecular function: ATP binding; protein kinase activity. The record is from RefSeq and is a predicted model, not a curated record. Gene Ontology annotation, biological process: intracellular signal transduction; protein phosphorylation.